Corticium candelabrum is the source of this 2036-nucleotide messenger RNA. RefSeq names its product phosphopentomutase-like. Lineage: Eukaryota; Metazoa; Porifera; Homoscleromorpha; Homosclerophorida; Plakinidae. Gene Ontology annotation, cellular component: nucleus. The record is from RefSeq and is a predicted model, not a curated record. Gene Ontology annotation, molecular function: magnesium ion binding; phosphopentomutase activity. The coding region runs from base 36 to 1859 and encodes 607 amino acids. The transcript has 17 exons. Gene Ontology annotation, biological process: purine ribonucleoside salvage; carbohydrate metabolic process.
GGCUGCUAUUGGUGGUCUGGUAACUUGUUUGUCUCAUGUCGGUUGUCUACAACCUGGGGAUGGAGAUAAAUGAUAUAGAUGCAGAAUUAAGUGAUAAAAUCAGGGAAUGGCUGAAAUGGGAUGAAAACAAAAUAACAAAGGAGGCUAUAGAGUGUCUAGUCAAAUCAAGAGAUCUGCAAGCGUUGAGAGAAUGUCUUCUUACUCGUAUGUCGUUUGGAACUGCAGGACUAAGAGCUCCGAUGGGACCAGGAUACUCAAAGAUGAACGACCUCACAGUAAUACAGACAACUCAGGGUCUGUGUCGCUAUCUAGAAAGCUCUUUUGAUGUUAUUCAAGAUCGAGGGGUCAUCAUUGGACAUGAUGCACGUCACAAUAGUCGAAGGUUUGCUGCUUUGGCUGCUGCUGUGUUCAUAAGUCAGGGUGUUCGUGUGUAUCUUUUUAGAGAUAUUGUUCCAACUCCUUAUGUUCCAUUUGCAGUUUUGUAUUAUGGAGCUGUUUGUGGCAUCAUGGUGACAGCAUCUCACAAUCCUAAAGAGGACAAUGGCUACAAGGUCUACUGGGAAAAUGGAGCUCAAAUCAUUACUCCACGUGAUUCCGCCAUUUCUAGCAGUGUUUUGAAGAAUGUUGAGCCGUGGGCUCAAUCUUGGGAUAGCAGUUUGCCAGAACAGAGCGAUCUGAGGGUAGACCCUCUAGAUGAAGUUAAUGACAAGUAUCAUAAAGCAGUAGCCGCUCAAUGUUCUUUCACAAGGGAGCUGAACAAGGAUACUAAGAUGAGGUUUACAUACACUGCAAUGCAUGGAGUUGGAUAUCGGUUUGUUCAACAAGUUUUUUGUGAAUUUGAGAUUCCUGAAGUGAUUCCAGUCAAAGAACAAGUUGAACCUGACCCUGACUUUCCUACAGUCAGAUUCCCUAAUCCAGAAGAGGGAGAAAGUGCUUUGGAGUUGUCUAUGAAAACCGCAGAAGCUCAUAAUUCUACUGUAAUCUUGGCCAAUGAUCCAGAUGCUGACAGAUUAGCAGUUUCUGAGAAGCAAGAAAGUGGUCGGUGGCAUGUGUUUACUGGUAACGAGAUUGGAACAUUGCUGGGAUGGUGGGCUUUUCAUAAUCACAAAAAGAAUCAUCCAGAGCAUUUUCCUGGAGCUAAUGUUUACAUGCUUGCUAGCACUGUCUCAUCUAAAAUGCUUGGUUCAAUGGCUCAAAUAGAAGGAUUCAAAUUCAUUGAAACACUUACUGGAUUUAAGUGGAUGGGAAAUCAAACACGUGAUCUUCAAGCACAAGGAAAAACGGUCUUAUUUGCAUUUGAAGAAGCAAUUGGUUUUAUGAUUGGCACAAGUGUUUUGGAUAAAGAUGGUGUCAGUGCAGCUGCUGCUAUGGCAGAGUUAACUAUCUAUUUGGCUGCACAAGGUUCAACUUUAAUGUCUCAUUUGAACCAGCUUUAUCACAGAUAUGGAUUUCAUAUUAGCAGCAAUUCCUAUUUUUUAUGCUACUCUAAGGAAAAAAUCAAACGGAUUUUUGACAGUUUAAGAGAAAAUGGACAGUAUCCUGGACAUUGUGGACCAUAUAAAAUCCUUCAUAUUCGAGAUCUCAACACUGGCUAUGAUGACUCACAACCAAACAAGAAAGCUAUUUUACCCAUCUCAGAAUCUAGUGAAAUGAUUACAUUCACAUUUGAAAACGGUUGUGUUGCUACACUAAGAACAAGUGGUACUGAACCAAAGAUUAAAUAUUACACUGAACUUCGAGGUCAGCCAGGAGAGAGUGUGGAUGUGUCUGGUUUGAGGCAACUAUUGGAUGAUAUGGUCAGCAAAUUGGUGGAGGAGUUUUUGCAGCCUGUGAGGAAUGGCUUAAUUGCACGUUCAUGAAUGUAUGGUUAUUAUAGUGACAAUAGUAGUAGGUAAAAUUAGCUUUGUUUGCUAUUUUUGCUUAUCCGCUAAACUUCAGUGGUUUUUCUUUAGCAGACCUGUAGCUUGUAGCUUGCUUUCGGUUACUGAAUAAUUUAUAUGUUGCGUAUGUGAUGGAAAUUGCAAGUUAAUUAAUCA